AUGGUGACCUUUAGGCAGCUUGAGAUACUGUUUGGGUUCACCUAUGGAGAAGGUAACCAAUGGAACAUCAAGGAAGAAGAACUCCAAAGAGUAUGGGCUACAAUAGCUGAAGAGGGGUACUCUUCCUCAAGGUCCAAGGCUGCCCAGAUCAGAAGUCCUGUGCUUAGAUAUGUCCACAAGGCUCUUGCAAACACCUUCUUUGCAAGGAAAGCCACUGGAACAAUCAAUGAGGGAGAAGUGAAGCUCCUUACCAUGGGAAUCAAGCCCAUCAUCUCACGCACAAGGAUGGGAAGAAGAUCAGAGGAGACAGGGCACACGCAGGGAAUCUCAUGCCUCUCCUUGAGCAGCUCCAAGCCUACAAGGUCACAGCUUACAACACUAGGCACCAAAGAGGAAGAAAGCUUAGUGUUGGAGGGGUGA
Messenger RNA from Microthlaspi erraticum, 420 nucleotides. The record is from the annotation of a GenBank genome assembly. NCBI's taxonomy places the organism in Eukaryota, Viridiplantae, Streptophyta, Magnoliopsida, Brassicales, Brassicaceae.